AUGGCUAGCAACGGAGUUGAGCAAACACCGAUACCGAUAUCCAUCACCAUAUGUGGGGAUGGAGGCUGUGGUAAGUCGUCAAUCACGCUCCGCCUCGUCCGAUCGCAAUGGACGUCCGAAUACGACCCCACGAUUGAGGAUUCCUACUCUAUAACCCGCCGGAUCGACGGCCAGACGUACCACCUCUCCCUCACAGACACGGCGGGUCAGGAAGAAUACCGCGGUAUGUGGGCGUCAUCCAACCUGGGCGCCGACGCAUUCCUCCUCGUGUACGACAUAACUUCGCAAUCUUCUCUGGAAGCCCUUCAGUACUUCAAUGACUUGAUCGAUAUGGAGGCCGAGACGCGACUCGACAAUGCUGAGCGUGCACGACGUGCCGGCCUGACACCGACGUUCCCUACGAAUAGCUUCAACGGGUACGGAUCCUCGAAUAAUGGCUCAAAAACAGUGCCGCCGAUAAAGAUUGUGGCGGGAAACAAGUGCGAUCUUCAGGAAAGCAGGCAGGUACCUGCGGCGAUGGGUCUAGAAUGGGCGCGGCGUAGGGGCUGUGGCUUCAUGGAGACCAGCGCUAGACUUGAGGUCAAUAUCGAGGAAACGUUCGCCCUGAUCGUGAGACGCGUCGUGGAGGGACGGAGGCUUGCCGAGAUGGGUGUUCACGAGAGCACCCAGGCAGACAGCAGGGGAAUGACAAAGCCCUUGAGCCCGCUACCCUCAGGGGAGGAUGAUAGCGAGAAGCGCGCGCCGGGUGUUCGUGGACCGAAUAUAAACGGCGACAAGGUUGGCCGGGGCGGCCCCGGAUUCUGGAAGAAGCUUCGCUGCUGGUAG
Messenger RNA from Parascedosporium putredinis, 825 nucleotides. The record is from the annotation of a GenBank genome assembly. Lineage: Eukaryota; Fungi; Ascomycota; Sordariomycetes; Microascales; Microascaceae.